Molecule: messenger RNA, 483 nt
Organism: Brassica napus (rape)
Lineage: Eukaryota; Viridiplantae; Streptophyta; Magnoliopsida; Brassicales; Brassicaceae
Product: proline-rich receptor-like protein kinase PERK9
Exons: 1
Coding region: 1-483 (160 amino acids)
Source: RefSeq, a predicted model, not a curated record
AUGAAGGACUGUCUCCAUGCAAACCCAACAUGGGUUGAAAAGGAUAAGCCCGCCUCAAAGGUUCCUGAAGCUGCAAAAAACACCACCAACAUCAAUGUUGUAGCAGUUAACACCGAUACUGAAACCAAUAUUGAGGCAAUUAAAAACCCACCUACUGCUUCUGCCCCGGUGGCUGCUGAUCUUUCUGUUUCUAGCCCCACUCCUACAGCCUCUGAAGCUCUCCCUUCUUCUGAGCCAGUAGACCUAUCUUUUGAAAAUGAUCUCCAAGAAAUACUAUCCCCGGUCCCUCCCUCCUCCCAGCCCCCUACUCUCCCCCCACCCCCUCCUGCCACAGCUUCUUCCCCUAGCCCCCUUGACUCCCUCUCAAUCGUUACUAUCCCUACCAAUCUUGACCGUCGACCAACCCCAUUCAAGCAUAAAUCAUCCCUCAAAAGACCAUCUCUCCUCUCCCCUCCUACGGUAACCCUUUUCAACCCUUUCUAA